This is a messenger RNA of Pistacia vera, 867 nucleotides long. RefSeq names its product endo-1,3;1,4-beta-D-glucanase-like. The record is from RefSeq and is a predicted model, not a curated record. The transcript has 7 exons. Bases 23 to 742 code for a protein of 239 amino acids. Gene Ontology annotation, molecular function: hydrolase activity. NCBI's taxonomy places the organism in Eukaryota, Viridiplantae, Streptophyta, Magnoliopsida, Sapindales, Anacardiaceae.
GAGUGAAGUCUGAAGAAGAAAUAUGGCAAGCUCUCAGUGCCUCGAAAACCCACCAACCCUCAGCUCCACUUGUGGAGCAGGGACUGUCCAAGAAAUUGCUGGCCUCAACACUUAUGUCACUGGACCUUCUGAUUCUAAGCUCGCUAUUCUUCUCGUUUCUGAUAUUUUUGGCUAUGAAGCGCCCCUCUUUAGGAAACUAGCAGACAAAGUUGCAGCAGCUGGAUUCUUAGUCAUGGCUCCUGAUUUCUUUUACGGUGAUCCUGUUGAUCUGAGCAACCCACAAUUUGAUCGAGAUGCAUGGAGAAAAGUUCAUACCACGGACAAAGGAUACGAAGAUGCCAAACCAGUGAUUGCUGCUCUCAAAAGUAAAGGUGUGUCUGCCAUAGGGGCUGCAGGUUUUUGCUGGGGAGGGAGGGUGGCUGUGAAAUUGGCAAGUACUGACUAUAUUCAGGCUGCCGUUCUGUUGCAUCCUAGCCGGAUCACGGUUGAUGAUAUCAAUGAGGUAAAGAUUCCAGUUGCUAUUUUGGGAGCUGAAAUUGAUCAUAUUACCCCAGCAGAACAAGUGAAACAUUUUGGAGAAAUACUGUCAUCAAAAUCUGAGAUUGAUUCCUUGGUUAAAAUAUUCCCUGGUGUCUCACAUGGAUGGACAGUUAAGUACAAAGUUGAAGAUGAAUCUGCUGUGAAGAGCGCAGAAGAGGCGCAUGAAGACAUGUUAAACUGGUUCACUAAGCAUGUCAAGUGACAGAAUCAGCUAGCCUUAAUGGGGUACUUGCACCAGGAGUCAAGUAACUGGCUCAGUACUAUUUUGAUUAUCCUUGUAAUUUUCCUGUGUUAGUGUAAUCAUUGCUGGAUAUUGGGCUAUUCAGA